This is a messenger RNA of Diachasmimorpha longicaudata, 3344 nucleotides long. It is a transcript of the gene Hmx, whose product is annotated as homeobox protein Hmx-like. Lineage: Eukaryota; Metazoa; Arthropoda; Insecta; Hymenoptera; Braconidae. Gene Ontology annotation, molecular function: DNA-binding transcription factor activity, RNA polymerase II-specific; RNA polymerase II transcription regulatory region sequence-specific DNA binding. The record is from RefSeq and is a predicted model, not a curated record. Bases 1016 to 2623 code for a protein of 535 amino acids. Gene Ontology annotation, biological process: regulation of transcription by RNA polymerase II. The transcript has 3 exons. Gene Ontology annotation, cellular component: nucleus.
AGGGGUGGCUGUAGCGAUGAGGAAGGGAUGGUCUCGCGAGAGAAUUGGAGAACCUCGUGGGGUUGACGCGCACAGCGCCAUCGUGAGUUAUUAUAGAUUUCGGCUAUUCCAGGGCUAACGGAGGAACCACCGGAGGAUCUGCCAAAGCUAGUAAUUGAUUAAAUUUAAUUAUCAGUGGUGUUGGUGUAUGACACCGUCGAUUAAUCGAUUACUGAUGGUAAGAUGUGAUCAUCGAGGAAGGCAAUGAGGCAAUCUUGGGUGCGCACUGAUAGCCAAUAAGUACAAAGUGACACAAAAUAGUGAAAACGGAAUCGUUUACACGCUCACAUCAUCCCCGUGGCCAUUUGGUGUAUGUGAAGUAGCUCGUGGUGGGGUUUUUGUUGGUGAAUAGUUCGCCAACAGUAGCGGGAAACACGCGAUAUAGAGGGAAAAGCUUGGUAGAAGGGGUGGGAGUUACAACCACCAACGAGCGAUGGAGCUGUAGUGGGGAUAGUGUGUAUGUAUCCCAGCAUAGGGGUUGGCCCACCUCAAGUGUCUUGUCUCCUAUCAUCUUCUUGUUCCGAGUAUCGUUUACGAAUGAACCGCGAUCGAGCGAUCGGCCACUUCAAUUGGCGACCUACCACCACCUUUCAUAUCCUUGUUUUUACAGUAUCAAACUGUUUACCUGGAAAGUCAGUUUUCCGUCAUCGGUGUUUGAGUAACAAUAGUGAGAGGUUGACGAUGGGACGGUUGGUUGAUUUGUCGAGGAACAAGUUGUUGAAUUGCUGGUGUUUUUGAUGAUAUGCAAGACAUAGGCUGAAGAGAACAAAGUGAUUGACGUUUAUCAGACUGUGAUCUAGGACAAUUGAGUAUUUUUAUUUUCAUCGAUUGUGUGUUAAUAAACGAAACGAAGAUUGUUCGACGCGUGUUGUUCCCGACGGCGGGAGCCGGGAGGGUCGUGGAAGUGAAGGACAAGGAGAUUGACCACCACCCGACGGAGGAGCGGGUGGUGAUUAACGUCACUGAGGAGGAGGACAUGUCGGCUGAGACUGAUAUCGAGGUGGUAUCAGCUGAAGAUCUAGAGGGAUCAAGGAGUAGCUCAACACCAGCUGACAUGUUGCUGCAGGAACGAAGUAAUGGUAAAGGUGGAUGCGGUAUUGGCAGCCAUCCGUUCAGCUUUGACGUUGGAAAAGCAGCGCUGAGACCGGCAUGUAAUCCCCAGUAUACGUCAUUCAGUAUAUCGAGUAUACUCGGUAGACCAGAAUCACCGACAGCCGAUGCAACAGCCGCUGUGUCAAUUGAACGACAGUCUGAUGGUGACAGGGCAUCACCACCUCCAGCAACGACCUCACAGAGACUUGGAAUGUCCCACAGUUCGUCGCCGUCGGAGAGCAGAAUGAUAUCGCCUACUUCGUUGAUACUUCCUGGGGGCCCGAGGUCACCUAUCAGUCGUGGCAAUGAGACGAGGGGUAAUCCUGGUGCUAUUCCUUGGGCGACGAGUGCUACUAGUCCUCCAGCUGGCUUUGCGCAGGCUGGAGAUCCUGUUAAUUCUUUGAUGGGACAUCAGGCGCUAUUAGCUAGAUUAGCGCAGUUGUAUCCAAUACCUGGUAGUUUUUUCUCAUCAUCGGCGCAGUUGCAAUAUCACCUUCAACAGCAGACCCACCACGCAAGACUGCCGACGGUUGGAUGUCAGUCGGAGGCAGCGAAGGCCGACGGCAUUCGCGGACUUCUCGGUAAUGGAGGCUGGCCGUUUCCAUGGACGCAUGGUUUGCAGAGCCUGGAGCAUCAUUCCCAGAGUGACGUGGGGUCACUCAGCCGUGUCAGUCCACCCACUGGAUCCUAUCUCAAACGAGAGGAAUUGGAUGAUGACAAUCCAGCUGACGAUCGUCUUCACAGCGGUGGAAGGAGUCCGUCAAGUGGUGACGAGGGUCACGAUGAUCUCGGUGAUGUGGACGAUGGGCCAGAUGGUGAUGGUGACGGUGAAUCACCAGGUGGUGGUCACUCGUCAACUGGUGGAAGUGGUAGUGGCUCACAGAGUGUACAAGUCAAUGUCAACGACAACAACAAUGUCAAGAGGAAAAAAAAGACACGAACUGUUUUCUCAAGAUCGCAGGUCUAUCAGCUGGAGCACACGUUUGAGUGUAAACGUUACUUAUCAUCGUCAGAGCGCGCCUCAUUAGCUGGACAAUUGAGACUGACUGAGACCCAAGUGAAGAUAUGGUUUCAAAAUCGACGAAACAAGUGGAAACGUCAAUUGGCAGCUGAAUUGGAGGCUGCCAAUAUGGCGCAUGCUGCACAGCGGCUGGUACGCGUGCCAAUUAUCUAUCACGAGCCAAAUUCAACAAAUUCCAGUAAUACAGCUGGUGGAAUAUCGAUACAAUCGACAACCCAGAGUAAUCAAUUGCCAGUCCCCAGUGCUGGUACACAUUCGGUUGGUGUAGCUGUUGGUGUUGGCACAUCAUGUGCACCUUGUACAACAGCACCACCAAUAUUUUAUUCACCUCAUCACUCCCAUCAUCAUCACCAUCAUCAUCCACCCCACGUGCAAGCUCAUUCCCUACUACCACACCAGGUACAUCCCCAACCACCACCACCUCCACCACCACCACCCAAUUCAGCCCAAUCAGCUCAGUCAUCCCAAUAACCCUUUCCAUCACUCUAUCGUCCUGGUGCACUGAGUCAGCGUGAGCUUGAUGCACGAUACACGAGAUUUCUCGCUGCCCCAUCAAUGUGAAUCCAUCAAUGAUGAUCGUGGUGAUGAUGAACGAAAAACAAUUCCAUUAUGUCGCUAAUUGUGUUAAUAAAGAUUAAUAUUGUAAUUAUAAUAUAAAUAUGAUGAUUUAAGGAAACGGUGGAUUAAUCGCGCGAUAUUCAACGCACCGCUUAUCAGCAGACAGGAGCAAAUAAAAAUGAAAAAAAAAAGAAAAAAAAAAGAAAACGAUUCGUACUUGCCCGAUUGUCCUAAUAUUAUUGAUAUUGACGAAUAAAAGACGAUGCUACGUGUCAAUAUACGCGAAUUCAGUGAAUUCAUUCAUUCCUCUGUAUUCCACCCUUCAAUCUAUCACAAAUUGAUGCGCGCAAAUUCCGUAUCCGACAAAUACCAAAGAGGAUGAAUCAUCUAUCCUUUCACUCCCACAUCUUCAACAUAUUUUUGCUCUUCAUCUGGAAAUACAUCAGACAUUACCAUCACUGCACUUCUCUUUUACCACAUAAACCACGGGGGAGCAUCUCAUCGACAAUAGAACACAAGAUCUCUGUACACAGUGCUAAGACCAUCCCAGGGUAUUUGAAAAUCCGUUGAGUAAGUAACACCGGGAGGACAAACAUAAGUACAUGCACUUCAAUCACUGGCUCUCAUACUUCUC